AGCAGUAUAUCAGCAACUUUUCUACCUUCUCUUUGUUCUCUAACUCGUUUCCUCCUUCUACGAUAACAAAUCAUGGCCCCCGCUACCGCAUUCCAGGCUGUUCCUCUCGGUCUUCCUCGUGCCAAGGUCCACGAACUGAUCCAAUCGCUUAUCCAGAACCUCGUUGGCAUCAAGGAUACAUCGGGUGAAUUUCUCUUGCGCUUAGAAGACGGCAGUGUUGUCGAUACCAAAGGAUGGAACGAUUGGGAAUGGACUCACGGCAUUGGCUUGUAUGGCUUGUGGCAAUACUUUGAAAUCACUCAAGACCCAGCUACCCUGGCCAUUAUGCAAAACUGGUUCAAGGACAGAUUCGCCGAGACACCACGCCACAAGAACAUCAAUACCAUGGCCGUGUUCUUGACCCUGGCCUAUUUGUACGAGCAUACGCACGACAAGUCGUAUUUGCCACAUUUGGACGCAUGGGGUGAGUGGGCCAUGAACGACUUGGCACGCACCGAGUAUGGCGGUAUGCAGCAUGUCACUUAUUUGACGCCCAACACACAGCAGCUCUGGGACGACACGCUGAUGAUGACUGUGCUACCCUUGGCCAAGAUUGGCAAGCUGUUGAACCGACCGCACUAUAUCGACGAGGCCAAGCGCCAGUUCCUGAUGCAUAUCAAGUACCUGUUUGAUCCCCGCUCGGGCCUGUUCUACCAUGGAUGGACAUUUGAGGAUGGUGGCCACAACUUUGCCAACGCAUACUGGGGUCGUGGUAACGCCUGGCUGACAAUUGUGAUCCCAGAAUUCAUUGAGCUGUUGGACUUGGCCCCUCAGGAUCCCAUCCGUAUCCAUUUGAUCGACACCCUUGUGGCCCAAGUGCGUGCCCUGGGCAAGUACCAAGACAACGCUAGCGGAUUGUGGCGCACGGUGAUUGACGAAGAGUCGUAUUUGGAAGCAUCCGCCACUGCUGGAUUUGCGUUUGGUAUUCUCAAGUCAAUCCGUAAGCGUUACAUUGAUCCCAAAUACAAUGACGUGGCGCUCAAGGCAGUGAAGGGUGUGAUGGACAACAUCAGUCCGGAUGGCGAGUUGCAAAAAGUCUCGUUUGGCACCCCCAUCGGCGAAACCAAGCAGUUUUACAAGGAAAUCCCAUUGACCUCAAUGCCUUACGGUCAGGCGAUGGGCAUGAUGUGUAUGGUUGAGUUUUUACGCUUGUAUUUAUAGAUGACGAGAUAAUUUUUUAUUUCUCUCUUUAGCUCUCCUCCC
Zychaea mexicana is the source of this 1242-nucleotide messenger RNA. RefSeq names its product family 88 putative glycosyl hydrolase. The record is from RefSeq and is a predicted model, not a curated record. The coding region runs from base 73 to 1200 and encodes 375 amino acids. Lineage: Eukaryota; Fungi; Mucoromycota; Mucoromycetes; Mucorales; Lichtheimiaceae. Gene Ontology annotation, biological process: carbohydrate metabolic process. The transcript has a single exon.